Racocetra persica is the source of this 532-nucleotide messenger RNA. The record is from the annotation of a GenBank genome assembly. Lineage: Eukaryota; Fungi; Glomeromycota; Glomeromycetes; Diversisporales; Gigasporaceae.
GAUUGUUUGCAGCCUUACUCUUACAUGAUUUUAAUGAGUACCAACAAAAAAGAAAUAAAAAACAAAUUAAGAUUGUCAUUCUUGAAUGUCAAGAUCGUGUAGGUGGAUGUGUUUACACUGAAUAUUUUGAUAAAGAUUAUAAAAAAAAAUUGUAUGGUGAAUUUGGAGCAAUAAGAUUGCCACAAACCAAAUCGUAUACAAACAUAUUUGAAACGAUUAAGUAUUUGAAUGAAAUUAAUGGUGGAUAUACAGAAAAAGAAAACCCACAUUAUCUUAAGCUUAUCGAUUUCAUUUUUACCGAUGAGCGUAAAAAUUUUCUGCCGAACUCAGUUAAUUCAUGUUACAAACAACUCUUUGAAGAUUCCUUAAAAUAUUAUUUUGACAUCCUGGAUUACAACAUUGAUGAUGGAAUUAAAGAACUUAUGAAAGUUAACAAAUACAGUGUUGACUCUUACCUCACAAAAUACCUCUUCAGAAGAAUGUCAGAUAAAAACAUCGAUCAAACUAUUGGUAUAAUAGAAACAAUGACAAG